Messenger RNA from Saccostrea cuccullata (small rock oyster), 1800 nucleotides. RefSeq lists its product as uncharacterized. The annotation marks the transcript as partial. The record is from RefSeq and is a predicted model, not a curated record. NCBI's taxonomy places the organism in Eukaryota, Metazoa, Mollusca, Bivalvia, Ostreida, Ostreidae. The transcript is spliced from 11 exons. Gene Ontology annotation, cellular component: cytoplasm; nucleus. Gene Ontology annotation, molecular function: protein binding; NAD+ poly-ADP-ribosyltransferase activity; RNA binding. Gene Ontology annotation, biological process: negative regulation of gene expression; protein poly-ADP-ribosylation; regulation of apoptotic process.
AUGUUGAUACAGCAGGGGAACAGUACUGUGGGGGAGUUAACAUAAUUUGCAAUAGUGACAAAAUGGCAGGUCAGAUUGUUGACAUUGGACAUCCCCCCUCCCUAGGGUGGCAGUCCAUUUGUAUGCCGAUUCCCCUAGACUACGAGCUCAACAACUUCCUACAAAAACUGGCAGAUGAAGUCACAGAGGAGGAUCUCCGCAAGCUUAAAGCUCUACUUCAUGGUGAUGGGGGACUACACAGGCGGACCUCGGCCAGCAUUGAAUCCGCUGUGGAUUACUUUACAGUAUUAAAGGAGAGACUGUAUCUAAACAGGGAGAACUUAAUCUUCUUACAAGCUUGUCUGUGGAAUAUAGGUCGCCGUGACCUACAUCGGAAAUGUGUGGAAUUUGCCAAGUCUUCAGAAAAAAUUCUUCAUUUCUACUGUCCAAAGGAAACACCAGAGAAUGGAUAUCAGUUCAUCAAGUUCCAUGUGGCUGGGGGUCUGGACACGUUUCAGCGACCACAGCUGGAGCAUGUUCGUCGGACCGUGGCACAGUUGAUUGGGUGUUUAGCGGAGCAUGUAUUUGUGGCGGGGAUCGAACCCUCUAACAGCUUGGUGGUGACCCUUAUGGUGCCGAAUUCCUAUGUCGAUCUGCUGCCCUGCGCUGAUAAACACGAGCUGGUCUUACUAAGAGCUGUAGACGUGGACAAAAUCAUCAUCAAAGACACCGUGGAGAUUGAGAUCCCUUGCUAUGGAGGUUACCAUGCAAGUGAAAUUCGUAACAUACUCAGGAGAAUGAAAGACUUGGAGAGACAGCUGGAUAUAUCAAAUCAGAAAUUACUGGAGGCUGAGAAAGAGAAAAGAAAGCUAAUCCAAAGUUCCUUGACAAGGAUACCUCCAAACUCUCCCACGGUUCCAGGAACACAAGAUUUGUCUUUGCUCUCUUCUACUCCAAUGAAGAGUCCAGGAUCCCAGAUGGUGCAGGCGGCAUUUGAUUUAGGAUCUGACACAGAAGAGCCAAUUAAAGAGGAGACAACUGCAUUGUAUCAUUCUCAAAUGAGCAUUGAGAGAGGAAGUGAUAUGGAACCAGAGGGCUACACGCGCUCAAUAAAGGUGAGCAAUCUGCCCCUCGACACAGUGGACGCAGAACUGAGGGAAUACUUUGAGAGGAGGAGGGAACAUGGAGGGGGACCAGUAAAGGACGUGACCUUGACCAGCCAGUCAGGGGAGGCAAUCGUCAGCUUCCAGGACCCGGGAACCGUAACAAGACUAUUGCAAAGUGAACCACUGCUUUUCAAAACAAACUACAUCAAAGUAGAGCCCUAUGUCCCAAUGGAUGACAGCAGACUUAGUCUGAGUGGACUCGCUGAUCCUGAACUGACCAGUGAAGCGGAACAGAACCUAACAGUGACCCUAGAGGUCAGUGGGUUCAAACCAGAAACAAGGGAGGAAACUCUGGAGGAUUACUUUGUGAAUGAGAAGAGUGGUGGGAGUUCCGAUUGUGUCAGUCUGCCUGUCAGUAUGGCGGCGGACAGAAGUGUGGCAUAUGUCAAGUUAAAAGACAGGAAUGUGGCCAAGAAUAUUCUGAAGAAGAGGGACCACGUUUUGGAUGGGGUCAAGUUGGAGGUCAAGCAGUUUGACCAGAAGAAUGUAGAACCCAAAUUUUACAAAAAUAAAGUCUUUGUUACAGGAAUUGAUCCCAAGACAACACAAGAUGGUCUGGAGAACUACCUGUCUAACCGUGCCAGUACCAAAGUGGGUGAUAUUGUGAGGGGGGAAGAUGACUCCAGGGCUGUAGUUACAUUCACUUCAGAUAUAG